Betta splendens (Siamese fighting fish) is the source of this 6276-nucleotide messenger RNA. It is a transcript of the gene dok4, whose product is annotated as docking protein 4. The transcript is spliced from 9 exons. Lineage: Eukaryota; Metazoa; Chordata; Actinopteri; Anabantiformes; Osphronemidae. Gene Ontology annotation, cellular component: cytoplasm. The coding region runs from base 722 to 1723 and encodes 333 amino acids. Gene Ontology annotation, biological process: positive regulation of MAPK cascade; cell surface receptor protein tyrosine kinase signaling pathway. The record is from RefSeq and is a predicted model, not a curated record.
GGAGCGUGGUCGGCCGGUUGGGCGUGUUGUGUCUUUGUGUACGUGUUUUUUUUUUUAAUCGUCGGGCUUCUGCUGGUUUCAUCUCGGCACGACUCGACGCAGCACAACACUGGGAGGAGCGUCACACGCGCAGACAGAGCGAUCCGCAGAUCUGCGCACAAAACAAGCCUCCCCCGAAGCGUUCAGGCGUCCUCUGCUCCGGUUGGAUUUACGGUGGCGUCAGUUGCAGCGACACUGAGGAGAACCAGAACCGGGACGGUCACUGCAGUAUUGGGUCAGGAGCGGCGCACUGUGUCAGCGGAGCAAAGGGGCACCAGGACCCCAUCGGUUUAUCGGGACCCCGCCCAGAUGCUCACGGAGAGACGCAGCUGUCAAGCAGAAAUGCAACCUGUCUGAUGAUGAAUGAAUUAAUAAAUGGUAGACAGAGGAGCAAAAAACACGAGACAACCAACAAAUUCCGAAAAGAAGAACAAAAGAAAACAAUGAGUAGAAGGAAGGAGGAUGCUGUCAGGAGGUCUGCAAAAGAGAGAUAGGAAACAAGAGAUAUAUAAAGAACAUCACACAAAGUCCUGAAACAAAAAAAAAAUCGAAAGUGAAAGAAACGGCAAAGACACUGGAAUCAUUGGAAAGGUGGGAAGGUAAAAACUGAAUAGUAGAGGAAGGAAAGAAAUAGCUGAAUGGUUUCCAUAGUGACGGCAAGCAGGUUACCUCCUCUCCGAAGAUGGCCUCCAACUUCAACGACAUUGUCAAGCAGGGCUACGUACGCAUGCGAAGCCGCAAGCUGGGGAUCUAUCGGCGUUGCUGGCUGGUGUUUAAAAAGUCUUCAAGUAAAGGACCUCGGCGUCUUGAGAAAUACCCUGAUGAGAAGUCUGCCUACGUCAGGGCCCUUCCUAAGGUGACAGAGAUAAGCAAUGUGAAGAAUGUCACACGGUUGCCUAGAGACACCAAGCGUCAGGCUGUGGCCAUUGUGUUUACAGAUGACACCUCACGCACCUUUACUUGUGAAUCAGAGCUGGAGGCAGAAGACUGGUUCAAGACACUGUUGAUUGAAUGUCUUGGCACUCGCCUCAAUGACAUCAGUUUGGGCGAGCCUGACCUGCUAGCUGCUGGUGUACAGUGUGAGCACACAGAACGAUUCAACGUAUUCCUCCUCCCCUGUCCUAAUCUGGACAUCUAUGGGGAGUGCAUGAUGCAGAUCACCCACGAGAACAUUUACUUGUGGGACAUCCAUAACCCUCGCACCAAGCUGGUCACCUGGCCACUGUGUUCCCUGAGGCGAUAUGGACGAGACGCCACCCGCUUUACCUUCGAAGCUGGACGGAUGUGUGACAGUGGUGAAGGCCUCUACACUUUCCAGACUAGAGAGGGCGAGCAGAUCUACCAGAGAGUUCACUCUGCCACACUGGCUAUUGCUGAGCAGCACAAGAGGGUCCUGAUGGAGAUGGAGAAAAACAGCAGGUUGCUCUCUAAAGGUUCAGAGCCUGGCUCCUACCCCUGCACCCCCACUGCAAUCCUACCCCGAUCCGCCUACUGGCACCACAUCACUGGGAACCAGACCGGCAUGGAUCCUGGCAGCGGUGAUGCUACAGAAGAUGACCUAAUGUCCACCCGCCUGCCUCCUGACCGCCAUUCCACGUUGCCCCUCAUGCACACACAUGCACAUUCCUAUCCACACAUACACAUACCUUCCCCCACAUGCUACCCCACCUACCCUGGACAGUGACACACACAUUCCAAUAGGUGGACCCUUAAAAAGGCACAUGCAUGCAAGCACACCGAUGUAAACACAUCUUGAAUACAAAAAGUAGGAAAUGAAAUCUGUGCAGAGGACACGACUGCAGAAGAUAAGGGCACUUGGCAGUUUUCCAUUCACCUGUUGUAAAAGUCUGUCUGGCUCUCAGUAUGCUUCAAAUCAGCAAAGCUGUAUUACAUGUCCACGUACAGUACAUCUGAAGGCAGAAGUAUUUAUACUGUACCUGUUCCAAAUAGCUAUCGUUAAAGGUGAGGUGAAAAGCGUCUUUUAGAGCAAUGGCUGAGGAACUGUACUGAAUAUAUUGUACCACUGGAUGUUAUUGUUCUGUAGUUAUGAUUUUAUAGUAAUAUAUAUUUAAUAAUAUGAGAUAUACAUCAUCUCAAAUGUUGAUGCAUGUAUUUCUGUACUCUUUGGACCACACUAGGAUUCAUAUUUGUACUGGCUGGCCUACAUUAGCAGCCUUCUCUUUUAUGCCAUCAUACAAUUUUAUUAUAUUAAUGUUCACCUGUAUAGUUUUGUAAUAUAUUUUUCUAAAUAGCAUUAUAAUUAAGGAAUAUGUAUGUGUUAGUGGGCACUUAAUUUUCCACAUGUAUUUGUGUUUGUUUAUUUGAAACAAUUUGUCUAAAAGAUGUGUUGGCCUUGUUUAUGUAAUUCAUCCCAUCUAAGACAGACUUUUCAACUCACCUUCAAACUUGGCCAUUAUGAACAGAUAAAAACUUCUCAGAUGUGUUGAGAAGCACAUGGACUGAGGCAUGUUAAGGCCCAGGUACCUGACCUACAGUAGUUUAAGAUUUUCUCAGCAAGAUUUUCAGAUUCAAUGGAACAGAUUUGUUUACGUGUGCAUUGUAUACAGUAAGGUCUGGGUCUUAUUGCUGCCAUAGGAUUAAGCUCAAGAAGCAAAACGUGGUUUCGAAUAAAUCCCACAUGGACCUGGACUGCAUGGUGUUUUGGUAACACGGCAUGUUCUGUGCUGUUAAUGGACAUACAGUACACAGGAUACGCACAGUAUCAGCACCAGUUGACACAGUACAAAGUACACAACAGUUUUGAAUCAAUGCCUUUAAUUUUGCUGAUAACUGAUGUGACUGCUGUGCUGCAGUCAUGAACUAUUCAGAACUGUGGAAUAAAACUGUGAUCAAAUUCUAAUUAUUGGAUUAACGCCUGAACUGCAUCUUCAUCUUUAGGCUUUCUCUGGUAUCCACUCUCUCACUUCUACAGUAACUACUUAAGUUUUGUGUGCUUUUAUUGAGCUAUAUUUGCACAGACAUGUUAUUUUCUUAGGUUGCUCAAAGGUUCAAUGUGUAGAGUUCAGUAGAUAUAGAUUUUUUUAAAGCUGACAUCUGCCACUGGUUUUACAUUUGAUACCAUACAGGAAUUCACCUGACCUAUCCAUGACCCAUGACCUAUCACCCAUUUCUGAAAAAACAAAAUUCAAACAUUUGCCAGGGUGGAAUUGGAACAGUGAUAUAUUUUUUUUAUGCAAGGGUAUGGUUUAUUUCUGUCUCAUAUAGUACAUUUGAAAAUUGACUCAGGGUCAGGAAAAAUGUAUAAUGGACGUAUUUGUUCCAGAAGUCACUAGAACCUGUCUAGAACACAACGACUUAAAGAUCAACUUUAGUGAUAUUUUCUGGCUGCUUCCCUAGGGUUUAGUUUAGAAAGUACAUGUAAUGAUUAGCUUGAAAGGUGCCCGCAUAUGCAAAAUCCACUUUUUGAGCAUUCUGGUACACUACAUUUCUAUGAUUCUCUGGUUCACGUUAACACACUCCAAGUGUGUUAGAAGUGCUACUUAUUUUAAGUUUCGUUACUUUAGGUGUUUAAGCACAAUUUCUGUCGUAGUUACAGUGUACCGCGUCAAUCCUUGACAACCACUUACAGAACCACCUGUCAACCUGCCCAGACACACGCAGAACACCAAACUAGUGUUUCGGACGCACACAAUUGGACAAAGUGGAGCUGCAGGAUAGCCAGGGCCGGCUCUGUCAAAUGUGAACUAGGCAGUUGCCUAGGGCGCCACCUGCUGGAGGGGGUUCAGGUCCUCUACAGUGUCAGACUCUCCAGCUACGAUCAUGGGGUCCACUCAUCACCAGUCGUUCGGUGUUGUUUUAGCCGUUAAUGGGCCAUUAGCGCGCUGUUAGUUGCUAGUUUCAGGCAAUCAACAACAUGGUGGACGCUGGGACCUGUGCGCUUCUGCAAAGAUGUGUGGGCAUCAACUGCACAUGCUAUAGACAGACAGGUUACUGGAAAUACACACUAUGAGACCGGCAGUGUGGACCAUCUACAGAGCUUGAUGAAGUGAAAAGUUACAGACCCCUUAUUGAAACAUCAAGGUCUAAUUCAUUAGCAUUAUUUAGCACGAAUAAAAGCAUGUGUGGGCCCCUUUAAACCUUCCUUCUGUUUGCCAAUAUGAAAAUCCAGCAUCUCUAUGUUUUUAGCUGAGAGACUUCUUGGGAUGACAGGUUUUUCAACUAAAGAUAUACAAUGGUGGUUAUAGUCUUUGUCCGUCUGUUGGGCAGGAGCUUCGUCUAGACAACAACAUUAUCACCAUUCAUGUUCUCUACACAGGGGAAGCUAAGGGGAGGGGGGUGGAUUAGAAUAAUUCUAAGGGCCCACGAACCAACAUUUCACCAAUGAAAAUGGUAAUAAAAAUCAUCUUAAUCCAGAUAUUGAUCUUUAAUUUGUAGCUACUUGCCAGCAUUCACUUGUUUGUAUGCCAGUGGAAAACUAGUAAGUUCACUUAUAAUUAGGUCUACAUAUGCUGCUAACUACAGCUAUGGUUGUUCUCUGAAUACUGAUACGUUGUGGUCAGAACAAAUAAUUAAAGGCAGAAGUCAGUACUAUAACUAAACUGCAGACAAAGAUUUUGGAUAUCUGGUUUGUAUGUUUGCUGCAGAAUGGGUGAGGUAGAGAGCCCAGAUUCAAAUGUUCGAAUAGGGCCCAAAGCUGCUAAUGGUGCCUGUUUGUACAUGUACACAAACAGCUAAAUUCAUCAUCAAUAAUUAAAUGUUUUAGUCUUCAUUUACCUUCUAUCAGGUUGAUUGAAUGGUUUAAAUAACCAGGUGUUAUUAACAAGUGCUGACUUGUUUCCAGUCUGUCUGAUCAUCUAUCCAAACAUUGAUAGAAAGAUUAAAACAAGGGUCACACAAAAAUAUUCUUUACGGGGGUAUAUUAUUAUGAAAAUGAAGGUCAGUUUUACCAUGACAUUGAACGAGUAUGUCUAUUAUUUUCAAACUGUGUGAUAAUCAAGGAAGGUGAGGUCUGGAUAGGUUCAUAUUUGUCUAUCUCCUUGUAGGACUUUACUAUAAAUGCAUCUUACUUUGAUUUAUUUCCAGUCUUACAUCAGAAUGUUAAACCUCACUCCCUCCUGUCUGCUUCCACCACCAGCUCUCUGUUUGACCAGUUGAGAAUAUUGGUAGUAAAGGGGAAGUGAAUACAAUGAAAUUUUAUUGCCUUUAAUCAGGACUUUGACAGACUGUCAGGACAAGAAAGGCUGAAAUCUGGAUCGUGUAUUUUCUGUGCAAAUGUCUAUGUACUUUGCAAUAUUUUCUUUAACAUCACUUAACAUGACAGGGCUAAAGCAUUUGUUAGUUGUUUACAUGAUGUGAGGUAUGUAUUGUUACUAGAUGAGUUUUUGUGUACUUACACACUGUAUAACCUGAAUUUGCUGCCCUAUUGAGAGAAUCUUGUACAUACAUUUCUAUUUAUGUCAUGAGAAAGAGAGAGAAAAAGGAUGUGUGACAUGAGGGAUUAUUAAAACAUGUGCUCAUUUAAAAUGCAAACACUCACUAUGUUGCAAGCAGUAAUGCAUGUCUUUGCAGUACAUAAAUCCACACUUGAACAUUGAACAAAAGCAAAACAUAUUUAUUGUCCAAACUUCUACCAUGUCACGUCUCAUUACUAUCAAUCUUUUUGUUUUUACAUGCUGCUGUUUUAUUUUGCUUGAUAAAAGAAAUUUAACUUUAUUGAUGAUGUUGAUUAAUGAAACACCCGUCUUCACAGAAAAAAAGCUAAUUUUUUCCGUAAAGGAAGUUAGAAAAAACCUGAGCAAAUUUGUUUGUGUGGUACUCUUCCAUAUUUGGAAAGCCAACAAUUAUUUCACCAUGGGAAUAUAGAGUAUAUAGUAUUAUUAUAAAUAUUAAUGCAAUGUUACAACAUACAGAACGUCUUCCAUGUUGACACAGAUUUGAAAUGGAAGUGGCUGGGUUUGAUUUGGGUUCACUUCAAGGGUGUUCUUAUAAAACUCAUGUCCAAGCUAAGUGAAUGGCAGUGCAGACAUAUUUAAAAUCCCAGGACACAUGUUCAAUUUGCAUUUGGGUAGUGGAAAUGCCAAAAUGUCACAUGACAAAGUCCUCACUGGAAGAAAUGGCUAAUGGAAACAGUCUGGAGAAGGGUCUGACAGCACCAGACAGGUGUAAUGUUUGUUUAUGUUUUCACAAGUUCUUCCUGACUGAUGACAGUGUGUUUUAAUUCUGUUACACUGUCUACAUUAAGUGCAUGUUUUGAAAAAAAUAAAGUCUGUUACUUAC